Micropterus salmoides (largemouth bass) is the source of this 2022-nucleotide messenger RNA. RefSeq lists its product as uncharacterized. The record is from RefSeq and is a predicted model, not a curated record. The transcript has 6 exons. Bases 43 to 1098 code for a protein of 351 amino acids. Lineage: Eukaryota; Metazoa; Chordata; Actinopteri; Centrarchiformes; Centrarchidae.
UACCCAGUGACUGAAGCUUGAACACACACUGCUGCUUUCUUGAUGAAUGGUCAGCGACAGCAACUUUGCUGGGGUUUUUCAUUUUCACGGCAGUUUCUGCAGUUUCCAAUCACUCUGGACGCUGACAUGGGAAUAAACUGCAGUGCUUCUCCAGAGACCAUAGACUGUCUGUACGACACUGCCAGCCAUGCAGGCCUGGUUCCUGAAGCCUCCCUGGAUCCAUCACUGACCACCAUGCUUUCCCUGAACUCCUCUUGGGCUCUGGAGCAGCAGUACUCCACUCUGCAGAGCGGUAUGACCCGGCAGCAGAGACUUGCCUUCAACCGUGACCUCCACACCCUCUUCGGAGGAAACACCACGGUGAGUUAUGGGGGUGUGGGUGUUGUUGCACUUGCCCUCUCAGUCCUGUUUGAGAUGCUAGCCCAUCACCAGACCACAAAGUCGGGCCCCCCACCUCCAGAUCCGAUACGCAGAAUGUUCGGGGCUGAUGCGGGGUCGGACAUCAGCUCCAUUGCCAGCGAGUUUCUCAAACAGAUUCCUGGUGCAGCCAAUGACCAGCACAGGAUGACAGCACUGCUGGAGAGCUACGAGGGAAAGCUGCGAUCCGAGCUGAAGGAUUUCUAUGAAAGGAUGAUGUCACCGGAGAAGAGCCCUCUCAGCUCUGCCGGGGUGAAGCAAUGGAUGAAUGGAGCUGCUCUCCACGUCCACACCUUCCUCCACUGGAAGCGUCUGACCAACUCAUCAGCUGGAGAAGUCUUAAGUCUGGGCUACCUGCAUCGUGUUGACCCUCUGCUCAAGACCUACAGAGAGUAUCUGCUCAAAGUGGUUAAAGUGUUUCCGGCCUUGAGUCCCGCACCCAGCGGGCUGCUGAUAGUGGAGCCUCUGCGAAACGUGACCCACAGCGUUCACCUUAGAGUCUGCGAACAUAGGACUGUCCAGCGGACCCUGGUGGAGCGCUUCCUGUCAGACCAGAACCUGCAGAGGGGAAAGGAGUUCUUCCAGACCUCCCACAAGCACCAUGAUGCUCUGAUAGCACAGCUAGGACACUUUCAGCUGAGCAUGGUUCCAAAACAAUUCAGACUGACUGGCUAUUAUUGAUGAUCUGGGGCCUCAUUACAGAAUGUUUUCCUAACUUCUUGUCCUAUCUUAACUUAAGUUUCAAAGAUUGGAAAAAUCCUAUCUUCCUAUUACAGAAGCAAUUCCUAAACUCAUGACUGUGUCCUAUCAUAUCUCAGACCUCGUUUCUUAUCUUAAUCUGGAUCCUUGACAACUCACUUCACUUAUCCCGGGCUAAAUAGCAAGCAUUAAUCAUGUGGUGGAGGAGAGGAAACUCCCAAGUUCUCUUCCCAAUUAUCAUCCCAGGGUAAAGAUUUGAUUUCUUGCAUUAGGACAGUUCUAUAAAAGUUAAAUUCCCAUCCUAAGAUGGGAGUUUUUCCUAAAUGCAGUUAGGAAACACGUUUCUGUAAUAUCAAAAAUCCAAAAUGUCAUCCUUUUCUGUACCAAGUUUCAGAGGCCCCUGGCCCCAGAUGUUUAGAGUGAAUCAUAACUGGUUACUUAUAGAUAAACUUACUGAUUACAUCACUGCUCACCCAUGCCAAAAAUCCAAAUAAUGGAUAGUUGCCUCACACAGCAUUUCACUGCACAACAAGAAGUUGUUUUAUUUAGUACAAGAAUGCUGAUGUUCAGUUGACUUGCCUGUAAGUUUAUGUCCAUCACAGCCAUAUUUCAAAAGAGCCUGCAUCUAUCUAGUUAACCAUUAGUCACAGAAGGCUGCAAACUCCAAUUUGUGCCUUCCAUGUAAUUAAAAUGGAGUCACAAUUUUUCCCCCUCAACAAUAAUUUUGUGCAGUUAACAGCAAUUGUCCUGGCAUAGCUAAGCAGCCGUAGGCAUGCAGGCCUGUCAAGCUUUGGAUUUCUUUACUUGUCAAAGUGUGUAUGCAGGGGGCUGUAAUAAAGGUGGUACUAUACAUGCAAAGAGAUUGGAUUGUGGGUUUUUUAAAUUAAAAACUGUUAUGGCAGAAAA